GUCUGCGAUGUAUGUGUCUGAGAAUUUGUAGGCUAUCUAUUAUCUCCGUGAUUUAAAUUCAGAAUAAUUAUUAAUGAGUAAUACAAUAGCACUGAGAGAUGUGACUGAGAUAUUUCAUGAUUUUAGAAAGUGAACUUUAAAACAAGAUAAGCGUUACUCUAGAUUACGAUGUAGUUCAUCAUAAUAGUAGCUUACCUAGUAGACUGAAGAAAACCAAAUUUAUUGAAAAUGUUCUGUUGUAAAUUAGUAUUAAUUUCUAUGCUUUUCUAGUGUAAUUAAAAAAUGGAAGAGACCUAUUCGCUAUGGACUGGUCUGAUCUAUGUUUUCAAUUUGAUUGUUGGCACUGGAGCGCUCACUCUUCCAGCGGCUGUUUUGAAAGCAGGAUGGAUAGUUGGUAUAGCAAUGCUGUGCUUUCUUGCAAUUGUCAGUUACAUCACACUGACUUUUGUAGUGGAGGCUAUGGCUACUGCAAAUGCUAUCACCCAAUGGUACAAGAUGAAGCGUUUGAAGAGAGUAAGCCAAAAUUUAUGCAUGGUGAUAAAUCAGGGUAUAGGUGAUGAUGAUGAUGAUCAUGAUAAUGUUGAUGACGACGAUGAUGAUGUUGAGAGAAUUAAUGACGAUAAUGAUGAAAAUGAUUCCAUGCUUUCAUCCGAAGAUGCUCCUCUAUACAGUGCUGGAACUCUUCGCAACUUCCCGCCUAUGCCUGUCACAUUCUUCUCAAUUGAUGAAAAAGUUGAAAUGGGACAGAUGGCAAGAUUGUUCUUUCCAAAAGUGGGUCAAUUCCUUUUCUAUUUGACCUUCUGCUUGUACUUAUUCGGCGAUUUGUCUAUCUAUUCAGCUGCUAUUAGUAAAUCGCUUGUUGAUGUAGUUUGUGAGGCUGACCGUAAUUCAUCAUUGCUGAAAGAUAAUGAGCCCUGCUUUGAGAAUUACAAUAUCACACAAAAGACUGCUUAUAGAUUAUUUCUUAGUGCCUUCCUAGUCGUAUUUGGACCAUUCGUUUUCUUCAACGUACAAAAGACAAAGUAUCUGCAGAUUCUUACAUCUCUAACAAGAUGGCUAGCGUUCACCUCAAUGAUAGCCCUAGCCAUCCGGCGCCUUCUAUCGCCGUCACUGCCUCAUGGUGACCCCACACCGGCGCACCUACACGGCGUCCCGACGCUGUUCGGCGCCUGCAUCUACUCGUUCAUGUGCCACCACUCCCUGCCCGGCCUGCUGGCCCCCAUCCACGCCACCUCCAAGCGCCGCCUGCUGCCAGGCUUGGCCGCCGACUAUCUGCUGAUUCUGCUGUUCUACCUGACGCUGGUGCUGACCGGCAUUUUCGCGUUUCCCGACCUGCAGCCGCUGUACACGCUCAACUUCACGCCGCGACCCGGUGACAGCGGCUACUUGAGGGCCGUCGACUACUUCCUCGCGCUCUUCCCUGUCUUCACAUUGUCCACCAGCUUUCCUGUCAUCGCUGUCACAUUGAGGAGUAACUUGCAGGCUCUGCUAUCUCCCAGCACUCCUUAUUGCAUCCGUCAAAUCAUUGUACCAGCUUUCGGUGUGAUUGCGCCUGUCCUAUUGGCUGUGGUUGUUGAUGACGUCAAUACUCUGGUUGGUUUCACUGGAUCCUACGCUGGAACAGGAAUCCAAUAUCUGAUUCCAGCAUUCCUGCUGAUUUCAGCCAAAUCAGCUGUUCCUCCUGAGCUAGCUCGUUAUAGGAAUCCGUUUGCAUCUCCUUUUAGAUCGACCACUUGGUUGGUUCUAGUUAUUUGCUGGUCAAUAGUUUGUAUCACUUUUGUCUCAAUCAAUCUGAUCAAAUAUUGAUUGAACUAGGUUUAUCAGUGAUAAUUAAUUAUCAUUCCACCAACAGUUGAAAAACUAUCUUCUAAGUCUAUAUAUUUAGCAUUUUGUUGUCUGUUAUUAUUUUUCAAGAAUGAAACUAUUAUGUAAAGGAAUUUUAUUUUUACCUCAGAAGACUAAUUUAAUGUGAAAUGUGACUAAACAAAAAGCUUUGCGCACACUACCUAGAGCACAAUAAUUACAAUUAUUGGGAAGAGUCUAUCAUCGAUUUCCGUUACAGAAAUAACCAGAGAUCCAAUGGUUCGGAAACCAUCUAAAAAUCAAGAUAUUGAUUAUCUCUCAUGAUAAUCAUCUUUGUUGCCCACGUAAAAAUUUCAUAAUUUUGUGUAUCAUUUUCAGCUAAAACACCGGAUUAGAUGAUAAAAAAUGAAAGUAUCUAUUAUUCCUCACUUGUACUGAAAUUUUUAAAGUUACUUCUAUAUAUGUCAAAGUAUUUUCGCUCCCAUUUUGUAUCUGUAUUUUCUGUUGUGAAAGUGAAAUUCCUUAAUAUCAGUGUUUUAUUAUUCUAGUGAUUCAACUGUUUCAAACUAAAUAGAUGUUAGUCUAGUCUCUUAUAUGUAUUGAACUGCAUUCGGAAUAGUAAAAAAUCGACUGAUAAUAUCAUUUAUACUCUGAAUUAAACCAGUUAUUGAGACUUGCACAAAAUAUUGUCCAUCCACUAUAUAAGUUGACAUUGGUGCUUGCAAAAUAUGUUGUAGUUAUAAUUUUCAAAUAAUAUUCUGUUUGGAUACACAUAAGAAGUCCAGAACCAAUUUUUCCCUGCAAAAUGCCCUUGUGCUAAAUUCAGGGUAUCCCAAAAACUUCGAAUUAGUCCAUUAGACAUUAAAAAGAAAAAAUCAUUCUCACCUUUUAUUUAGAUACCUAAUUUAAUUUUGGAUGAAAUAGAAUCAUCCACUUAUAUCUAUAUUCAAUAAGUAGUACUGAGUAAAGAAAAAACAGUGCUUUUUAAUUUAUCAAUGUAUGCAUUUAUUCAUCUAUCUAUUUAUUUACAUAGGAAAUUUACACAAAUCAUAUUAUGAAUGAUCAAAUUAUGAAAUCAUAAUCAACGAAUUGUUUUAAUUGCUUCCAAUUACUUAAAUACAUAAUGUUUAUAAUACCAAAAUGGGCAUAUUGUAUCCUCUACAGUUUUAGUCUGAAACCAAUAUCACUUAUUAUUUUUAAAAAGGAAGCCUAUAGUUUUCAAAUAAAAGUUAUUUGUACUAAAGUCUGGUUUACACGAAACGAGAUUUCUUCAUAUUGAUUUAUAUAGGUUCUACAUAUUUGUCAAAAACAUUGAUUUGAGUUGAAAGGCAAGGAGCCUAGCGCUUGAUUCGAAUUACUCUAAGCUGUUCCUUUUCUAUCUUGUACAAUAUUGGUCUGCAAAUUUGUUUAGAAUCAAGUUAGUUAUACUUCCUCCCAGUUGUUUGUUCUGUCCUAACAAUCACUUGUAUAAAUUAACACUUUUAAAAAAGUACUUCUCCUGCAGAAAAUAUUGGCUCCCUAAAUUAUCUUUUAUCAUUGUAGAAAAGUUUUUUCAAAUAACGUUUUAUAUUUUAGAAUAUUGUUAUAUUGUUUCCUUUGUAUUGUUUUCAAUUUUCCCUGUGAUAAAACUAUAUUCCAGUCUAGAAAGGUUGUUUAGACAGAACAAGUAGCUUGGAGCUUGUAACUAGGUUCCAUAUUGGGUUGACUAUUGUAAAAAAAGAAGCUUUGAAGGGAAAGUCCACUUGUCAUCUAACUAGCAUUAUGUAAACCAGAAGUCGACCAAAAUCGGUUUUUAGGAUUAUAAUGUAAUUAAAAAAAAAAACCAUAAUAUGUUCUGUAAUACUGUAUGUUGAACAUUUUUUCAAGUUGUUGUAUCUUAAUAAAUGUUGUAACAGGAACCUUCCUCGCAUUUUCGUACAGAAAAUGGAAUAAGUCUUCUUUGUAUUUUCAAUGUUUCAAAAAUGUAAUUGUAAUUUUUAAAUGUUUGAUAUGUCUUAGUUCUUACAUGAUAACUUUGAAUAAGACUUCUUCAGCUUAAUGUUUUUAUAAAGUAGGCUACACGGUUUUUUAAAUAUUUUUAUGAAUGUUUUAAAAAUAAUAAAUUUUAAAACUUGAUAAUAUUUGGUAAUCUCGUCUCUAUUGAAUUUAGAUACAUUUCCAUUUUCAAAAUUGGCUUCCAUUGAGUUUUAUUUAUCACGUAAUGCAAUAUCUCACAUCUAAUUGUAUAUCCUAGAAAAGAUCCCUUUGUGAUGGUAAAUUCAAUAAGAAAACCGGCAUUAUGAUGAUUAAUAAUUUAUUACGAGAAUAGGCUCAUUCCUCUCCAUUAGUACAGUACAUCUCUAUUAGUAGUCUAUUAUUCUUAACAAUAUUUCUAGAAACUUUAUCAUAAGUGAAAGACAACAGUCUGUGUAUUAACAUAAUUUACACUUGCUCAAUCAUGCUAUUUUCAUGAUAGAAAGGAUUUUGUACCAUCUAAACUCACUAUAAAAAUGUCAAUGUUGUUUUAUUUAUCUAUUUUUAAUAUUGUUGUUAAAUUUAUAGAUGUAAAAUAAUUUAAUUAAGGAAAAUGCGAAGACAUUAACUGUCUUAUAAAAUGUGCAGCUACAUUCUUACUAGAAUCUGGAUAGCCUAUAUUCUAGUUGAAUAAUAUUUUAUGUAUGGAAAUACUGUGAAAUAUAUUUUCUAUGAAAUGUUCCAAA
Nilaparvata lugens (brown planthopper) is the source of this 4502-nucleotide messenger RNA. RefSeq names its product transmembrane protein 104 homolog. The transcript is spliced from 11 exons. The record is from RefSeq and is a predicted model, not a curated record. Lineage: Eukaryota; Metazoa; Arthropoda; Insecta; Hemiptera; Delphacidae. The coding region runs from base 283 to 1806 and encodes 507 amino acids.